Molecule: messenger RNA, 384 nt
Organism: Rotaria sp. Silwood2
Lineage: Eukaryota; Metazoa; Rotifera; Eurotatoria; Philodinida; Philodinidae
Source: the annotation of a GenBank genome assembly
AUGGCAUCACUUACUCGUUUUUCAUUAACAUCAUCAUCGGCUUUAUGUCGUUUAUUAAUUAAUCGUAAUGCUGGUCUUGUUCAACAACAUUUACCAUCAAUGAUUAUUCCACCUGUAGCACAACAACGAUCAAUUGCCACUUCACCUAUUCGUCGUGAUAUUGAUUCGGCUGCUAAAUAUAUUGGAGCUGGUGCUGCUACAGUUGGUGUUGCUGGUGCUGGUGCUGGUAUUGGAACAGUAUUCGGUUCACUUGUAGUAGCCUAUGCGCGAAAUCCAAGCUUAAAACAACAGCUCUUCUCAUAUGCCAUCUUAGGUUUUGCCUUAUCCGAGGCUAUGGGACUAUUUUGUCUUAUGAUGGCUUUUAUGUUAUUAUUUGCCUUCUAG